Molecule: messenger RNA, 602 nt
Organism: Mangifera indica (mango)
Lineage: Eukaryota; Viridiplantae; Streptophyta; Magnoliopsida; Sapindales; Anacardiaceae
Product: protein RADIALIS-like 1
Exons: 2
Coding region: 102-368 (88 amino acids)
Molecular function (GO): DNA-binding transcription factor activity
Source: RefSeq, a predicted model, not a curated record
UAUAAAGAGGAGGCACACCCACCUCUUUGCGUAAAUCAUCCCCUUGACUUGAGCCUGUUUUUUCUUUGACUCUCUCUGUAUCAUUGUGAAGCAGGUACGAAAUGGCAUCAAGUUCAAUGUCAUGGAGUGCAGAGCAGAACAAAGCGUUUGAAAGGGCACUGGCUGUGUAUGACAAGGACACCCCCGACCGUUGGUACAAUGUUGCCAGGGCCGUGGGUGGUAAAACUGCAGAAGAAGUGAAGAGGCAUUAUGAGGUUCUUGUUGCAGACAUCAAACAUAUUGAGGCUGGCCAUGUGCCCUUCCCCAAAUACACCACUUCUGGAGGGGCUACCAUGAAUAACAGGAUGAAAAAUAUGAAGCUGCACUAAACUACUACAAGCUCUAUGGAGAACCAAAAAAGACCAAGAUCUGCUUCAUAGACAAAUUAUAGUUAUCCACUAGGAUUAUUACACUAAUAUUUCUAGAAUCACUUGACAAGAUCUGUACCAGUGGUUCUGUGCUUUUGUCUUAUAAAUAUCUGUUGCACUCUUUUAUAUAUCUUUCUAUCCUAGAAGACCUGGAAUCGUUUCCUAUGUAAGAAUUACUCUAAUCAUUUGAUAUUA